AGGAGUUUUUGUGUUAAAAAGAAAAAAAAAGAGAAACAAAGGAGUUUUAGGUUAAAUUCAAAAUUCAAAAUCACAAAUUCGUCCCAAAUUCUGGCAUCCCGCGAUAGAUUCCAAUUAGUGAGAAGAGCAAAGAGAUGAGAGGCGGAGCCGCCGGAAAGAGAAAAACAACGGCCGGUUUCUCCGGAGCACCACCACCGCAACCACCACCUUCGGUAGAUUACCAGCGCCAACUCUUCAACUCACGAGACUCCGACGCCAGUUUCGCCAGCAGCCGCCCGUCAUCAGUCGGCUUAAGCCGCGCCUCCGAUAUACACACCGACAGAUCUCACCAAUCCUCGACGAUCCGCUCCAUCAACGCCUUCCUCGCGUCUCACAACUCCCCGAUCUCGCUCCGCGCCCACCCCGUCCCUCCCGUCAAAGACAUCUCCGAAACCCUAGUUUUCCUCCUCUCCACGGUCGAUUUCCACUGCGAUAAUCGCAAAUGGGACGAGGACGUCGUCUUCUUCCUCAGAUCGCUUAGCUGCCCGCUCAAGCUCACCAAAUCCACCCUCCGCGCUCCGAACUCGCCUCACAACUGGCCUAACGUCCUCGCCGUGAUUAACUGGCUGGUUCAGUACGCUCGCUUCCGUCAGCAUCUAUCGUCGAAUCCCGCCUCGGUGGCUCCGGAUGCUAACUCUAUGUCUUCCUUCGGGAUCAGAAGCUACUGCCAUUUCAUCCGCGGGGAAGACGAUUCGGUUAACGAUCUUGAUUCGGAGUUCUUGGGGAAACUCGAAGCGGAGAAGGUUACGAUCGCUGAAACGAUCUCGAAUUCUGAGAAGGUCGCCGCCGAAUUGGAGGCGAAGCUCGAUGCGUUGAGGAAAGGUCCCUCGAAGAAGGAAGCUCUAGAGAAAGUUAAGGCUGAUUUGGAGAAAGAUGUGAACAAGUUUCGCACGAUGGUUGCGGAACGUAGCGAGAGGACUCGUGGGAUGGAGAAAGUGGUGGAGGAGAAGGAGAAGGAAGUGUUGGCUAAGGAGGAAGAGAGGGGACGGAUCUUUGAAGAGAACAAGGAGCUGAAGAAGAGUGUGGAGGUUCAGUGUUUUAAUGUGAGAGAUGUUGAGAGGAUGAAGAGAGAGUUGCAAGCUGUGGAGAGAGAUGUUUCGGAGGCUGAGGUGGCUAGAGAUGGUUGGGAGCAGAAAGCUUGGGAGGUUAAUUCACAGAUUAGUAAUCAGUUUCAUCAGAUUCAGAGGCUUGCUAUUGAUUGUAACCAGGCUCUGAGGAGGUUGAAGGUUGAUGUUCAGUUCGCUGUGAAUGAGAGAGGGGAGGUACCUGAGGAGGUGAUGGGUGCGGAGUAUAAAGCUCUGGUGAAGCCAGCUCUGUGUUCGUUGUAUGAUGGUAUCAAAGAAGGGUCGACGAAGAAGGCUGAUGAGCUUGUUUCCUUACAACAACAGGUGUCUGAAAUGGCGUCGAAGAUCGAGUCAAGAAAGAGUGUUCUAAGGUCGAUUCAGUUGCAGAUCAAUGAAGUGGAAGAAAAGAUGAAGCUAGUGAAGAAGGAAACUCAGGACUUGGCUUCAAACUGCGACCUCGAGGUGAAAACAAUGGCUGAGAGUGUGAGAACGGAUGCUUUGAGUCUGGAAGUUGUGGAGAAAGAAGCUGCAGAGAUGUUGAAGGCUUCAGAGGUUAGAUUGGAAGAAGCAGUGAAGCAGAGCGAAGAGGAGGUCCAAGCUGUUGCUGCUCGACUCUUUGCGCUUAUCGAUUCGAUAUCUAAACAUAAAGAGUAUAUGGAUUCGAAGAUCUUGGAGGUGAAAACUGGUGUUGCUGACACUGCUAGUGCUGUUUCAGAGAUAUAUAAAGGGAGCCUUAAGAGGCACUUUGGUGGUUAAGUAGCUAGCUAGAGAUUAGAUGAGACAUUGACUGAGCCAAGAGAUUGUUAAGUAAUUUGUAAUGGAGAACGUUGUGGCUUUUGUUGAAUUAUUAUUGCAAGUGUUUACAUCUUUUGUCUCAUUUGGUUAUAAUCUUUGUUCGUUUGUUUGAAAAGAUCUCUUUGGCAUAUGAA
Molecule: messenger RNA, 2032 nt
Organism: Brassica oleracea var. oleracea
Lineage: Eukaryota; Viridiplantae; Streptophyta; Magnoliopsida; Brassicales; Brassicaceae
Product: kinetochore protein NDC80 homolog
Exons: 1
Coding region: 135-1859 (574 amino acids)
Biological process (GO): attachment of mitotic spindle microtubules to kinetochore
Cellular component (GO): Ndc80 complex
Source: RefSeq, a predicted model, not a curated record